Messenger RNA from Plodia interpunctella (Indianmeal moth), 2029 nucleotides. Its product is annotated as carboxypeptidase N subunit 2-like. The record is from RefSeq and is a predicted model, not a curated record. Gene Ontology annotation, molecular function: protein binding. The transcript has 8 exons. The coding region runs from base 29 to 1621 and encodes 530 amino acids. Lineage: Eukaryota; Metazoa; Arthropoda; Insecta; Lepidoptera; Pyralidae.
GUUUGUUUCACGAGUGCAAAGUUUUGUCAUGUACCUUGUGCACAUAAUCCUCGUAGUGCUAAUACAGCUGCAAGUACUGCAAGCAGCCGCAUCACAAUGCAGUAUAGACGCUUGUGAGGUUUUCGAGAUGCUGACUCGAGGUUCGAGUAAGGACCAUAAUCCUGGACCGUGUACUUCCAACGUCCACUGGCGCCAACUGGAUCGCAGAUUGCGCGCUAUUGAACAGCCAACAUGGACGAUAAGUUACAGCCAGUCAAGAUGGCGACAGUGCAUGAAAGGGAUCUGCCAGUGCGACGCGGACCGUCGCUCGCUGAACUGCUGGCGCACUGACCUCUCCAAUCUCCCCACUGACCUCGUGGUACCUGCGGACCUUGUCAAUAUAGAUCUGGGCACCAACAAACUGCGAACACUGCACAAGACGACUUUCAGAGGGAUGCGGUCUCUACUGGAGCUGGAUAUGUUCGAUAAUCGGGUGGAGUACCUGCCAGCUGGAAUAUUUGAUUCGCUCGUGAAUUUGAGGAUUCUACGGCUACAAAGGAAUUACCUAGAGGAAAUAGACAGCGAAUCAUUCCGACACACGAAAAGGCUUUUCCAUGUGGAUCUGUCAAACAAUUACCUCUACACUCUCCCCGAAAUGUUGUUUGCCAACAAUUCGUUUUUAGAAACAAUUGAUAUAUCUAGCAACCAAAUCGCGUAUGUACCCGCAGACAGCUUUGUGGGUCUAACUUCGCUACUCGCAUUAGAUUUAUCUAAAAAUAAAAUCCAACGCAUCGAAAAUGGAACGUUUUUAAUGAAAACUCUACAAGUUUUGAAAUUGUCCGAUAAUAGAAUAAAUAACAUAUCGGAAAAUGCUUUACAAGGUUCGGUCUCUAUAGAUACUUUACUGUUAGAUAAAAAUAAACUGCAGUAUCUCCCGAGUAGACUAUUCCAAAAUCUCGUGUGUUUGACUUUUUUGGACAUGUCGGACAACAACUUAAUAAGCUUGGCGAAUGUAAAUCUGGACAAUCUGAAACAAUUGCGGUAUAUGGAUUUGCGAGAGAAUUCUUUAACCGAACUCCCGGACUACAUUUUUUCAAAUUGCACAAGAUUGGAGAAACUGGACCUCUCGAGAAACCAACUGCGUUUCUUGAACUACACUGCGUUCCAUGGAUUAAACAAUCUUACUUCAUUGCUCUUGACGGAAAACAAAAUUUAUGAAGUCCACUUUAAGACUUUCGCUACUCUCAAAAACUUAACAACUUUGUACCUAGAUAACAACAUGUUUCCAUCUUUACCAUCACGUACCCUGGACUACAUGCCAAAACUAGCCAUUGUCAAGCUUUCCGGCAACCCUUGGCACUGCGACUGUCACGCACUCUAUAUUUCAGCUUGGGUUGGCCUGAACGAGAUGAAGAUAUGGGACUACUCACCUACGUGUGUUUCUCCAUGGUUCCUGGAAGGCCAUUUUCUGAAGAAGCUCAAAUUCCCAGAGCUGUGUUCUGGCCAGUGGGCGAGCAUGGUCAACCUUUCACCCAGACUCCCCAUACAACAACUCCUAGCCCUCAAUGUGACCGUUAACAGAAAGCCACAAGACAGUAUGGAGCAGAAUCAUGACGUCACCACUGUUGAUGCCUGGCAUUAAAUCAUAAUUUUGUUUAUACUACCUAUUACAUGCUUAUAUACACAAAUUAGUUUCCAUUGAUCAUAAAACACCUUAGUUUACAUAACUAGCAAACACUUAAACACGAAUGUAUUGAAGCUUCAUAAUUGAAUAAUUAUUAAGCCUGUUUUCAGCAGAAAUCCUGAAACCAUACAAUGGAACUUAAUUAAAUCAACCCAUUAAACGUUAACGUAUUACGUAAAUAUCGUAUUGUAGUUAUCAAAAUUUUGUCUUUGACGCAUGCUUUACUAAGUUUAGAUUUACCUAAUACUUGUUCUAAAUAACCUUGCAUUUAGUCAAUGGUUGCACAAGCCUUUGGAGCGGUCUAUAUACAACAGUGAAAGAUGGAGAGUAAAACAUAGAUAUACCUACAGAAAAUUACAAUUAAUU